UUUUAUCAAUUUCACUAAUCAGAAUUCAAUGUACAUUUGAAAAUCCGAAGUAUGAUCAAACAAAUUUGUAAAAAAAAAAGUGUCCAAUCCUAGCUUCGUCUGCAAUUCCCUUUCAAGUUUCAAUCUUUGGAAUCUUUCUCUCACAUUGCCAAGGCAGCCAUGUCUGCUCCUUUCGAUCCUUUUUGUAAAGAGUCUUUAAUGGGAAGUGAGGAAGCUAAAGACCCAUUGAAAGGGGUUGAUUGGAAAGCAAUUGGUAGUGAGUUGCAGAAGGACCCCAGUGCCAGUAAUAAACCUGUUAUAAAGAAACGACUUCCUAAGAAGAUUAGACAAAUUCCGGACUGUUAUUUCCUUCCUCGAAUGUCCACGCCUUCCGCUAUUGCCUUCUAUGGAGCCUGCAUUGCUGGUGGAAUCGGUGCUGGGAUGCUGCUGGAAGUCUGGAUAAACAACAAGAUUAAAGAGGAUGGAGGUGUUAUAUGGGAGUUGGACAAAUAAGAUGGAGAAACCAAUAUUUUUAAAUAAAAAAAGUAUAGGAGCUGAAUGUCACAUGUCGUGAAAUGGGGGUGCAUUGUAAGAUGUUGGCGGUCACAGCUUGCUCAGGAGAAAGUGAAAGGCAGGCAUUUCUGGCAGCUGGUGUUGAUGUGUUCAUUGAGAAACCUUUGGAUCCUAAGCAUCUGGUUCCCAUCCUGAGGGAACUCGAUGGACAGUGAGUGAAGACCCAUUUUGGGACACAAAAUUGAGGACUUUCCUGUUGUAGUUGUUGUUGGCUUCCAGCUUUGAUGUUUCUUUCUCUUUGUUUGUUAUUAGCUCUGAACAAUAAUGAUGUUUUUUAAUAGGCUUUAGGUUGUUUGUCGAGUCUGGUCCUUUGGUAAUGUACUGGUAAUGCCAUGAAUAAGAUUGCACUCUUUUAUUAAAGUCUUCCAUUUUACCCCAAA
Molecule: messenger RNA, 932 nt
Organism: Gossypium raimondii (Peruvian cotton)
Lineage: Eukaryota; Viridiplantae; Streptophyta; Magnoliopsida; Malvales; Malvaceae
Exons: 4
Coding region: 160-492 (110 amino acids)
Source: RefSeq, a predicted model, not a curated record